AUGGUUCGUGUAAAUGAUGCAGACAACUCUACAGUAGAUGCUGACUGCUUGCUAAGAGCUGACGUUUCUGCAUUCGCUAAUAGCCAUAUAACAGCGUUGGAGUUUGGCACCACUAUCAGUAGUGGGAAUUGCUCCGUUCUAACCUCCGUUUCAGUCAUCCUGGUUGCAGUCAUCCACUCCGUGUGGAACAAGAAGCAGACUCCUAUUUUACCUCAGGCAGAGAGCACAUCCUGCCUAUCUUUAAAGGAAUACCUCGUGGAUUUCGAUGAGUGCCGAGUUUAG
Messenger RNA from Echinococcus granulosus, 282 nucleotides. RefSeq lists its product as hypothetical. The transcript is spliced from 2 exons. NCBI's taxonomy places the organism in Eukaryota, Metazoa, Platyhelminthes, Cestoda, Cyclophyllidea, Taeniidae. The coding region runs from base 1 to 282 and encodes 93 amino acids. The record is from RefSeq and is a predicted model, not a curated record.